AUGGCGCACCGCACCACGCGGGUGGUCCGUGCGUCGGUGAGUCUCCUCUGCGUGGCGUGGGUGGGUGGCCCUAAAGGGCCGGAGAGGUCGGCGUGCGACUUCGCGCGCGCGGUUCAGAAGCGCCGGCGCGCGGCUUCGAGCCGUGGCGGCGUGGCGGGGGUUCGAGCCGUGCGUUCCCAGGAUGGAGGAGGAUGGGGGUACUACCACAAUACGGCCACGAAUGAGGUCACUUGGACCAGGCCCAGCGAUGGCUCCGCGCCCGAGCAGCCUCAAGGUGGAAUGGGCAUGAACGGAGGCAUGGGCAUGGGCGGUAUGGGUCAACAGCAAAUGGGCCAGAUGGGUAUGGGCCAACAGAUGGGUCAACAGAUGGGUGGCCAAAUGGGAGGCAUGGGCGGCCAGAUGGGGGGCAUGGGCGGCCAGAUGGGUGGCAUGGGAGGCCAGAUGGGAGGUAUGGGUGGCCAGAUGGGAGGCCAGAUGGGUGGCCAAAUGGGUGGCAUGGGUGGGAUGGAUAGCAUGGGACAGAUGGGUGGACAAAUGGGCAUGGGUGGCCAAAUGGGUGGCAUGGAUGGAAUGGGCCAGAUGGGAGGCCAAAUGGGUGGCAUGGGUGGCCAAAUGGGAGGCAUGGGCCAAAUGGGUGGCAUGGGAGGCCAGAUGGGUGGCAUGGGAGGCCAGAUGGGUGGUAUGGGUGGCCAAAUGGGUGGCAUGGGAGGAAUGGGUGGCAUGGGAGGCCAGAUGGGUGGCAUGGGCAUGAAUGGCAACAUGCAGACCGGCGUCGUCAAGUCCUGGAACGAUGAGAAGGGAUUCGGCUUCAUCAUCCCGGACGCCGGGGGCGACGACAUCUUCGUGCAUCGGAGUUCGCUGUCGGAUGGUGGCAUGCUGGUCCAGGGCAAUCCGGUCCAGUUCGAAGUCACUUGGAACGCCCAGAAAGGCAAGAGCCAAGCCUCCAGAGUGACGGGAGCCACGCCGCAGGGAGGGAAGGGCUUCGGCAAAGGCGACAAGGGUAUGUCUGGAGGCGGCCAAGGAGGUCUUGCUGGGCCACCGGUGCAACAAAAUGGCACUGUGAAGGUCUGGUUUGAAGAGAAGGGCUUCGGCUUCCUCACCCCGGAUGGGGGAGGUGAUGACUGCUACGUCCACAGGACGGCGCUCACGGAUGGACAGACCUUGAUGCAGGGUUCCGCAGUCACCUACACAGCCCAGUGGAAUGUCCAGAAGAACAAAUAUACCGCCACUAGUGUCAGCGGUGCCAACUCCGGCGGCAAGGGCGGCAAGGGCGACUGGGGCGGCGCCCAAUUCGGCGGAGCCGAAGGUUUCGACGGCGGCUACGGCAAGAUGGCCGAGCAGCAAAACUUCCGUCCGCUGCUUAGACUCCUCGGUUCCGGGACCCAGGGACCACGCGAGGACACUGGGGAGGCUGUCGAGAAGCCUCCCCAGUGUCCUCCCGGCCUCAGGUUGUCAAGGGAGGUGCCACAUUCUGAAGCAUCGACUGUUAAGUACAUUUCUGGGCCCAGCUUGGUGGCUCUGGGCAACGCAGGCGCUUUGGCCACAGAGCUUUACGACGCCCAAGGCACCAGUGCCGCGAGCAUCGCGAGCGCGAGGACCCAGGUGGUGCAUGGACCCGGCUAUGCAGCAGGCGCAGAGUGGGCGACUGCCUUGAUUGCUGCAGAUCAUAUCGAACCUCGGCUGCUCCGCCGGGCUGAAGGUGGAGAGGGUGCUCCCAAGAGCCGCUACGACGCACCGGACGACCUGACUGCGCCGGUGCUCUGCGAAAGGAGCUCGAGCGGCCUGGCGUGGCAAGUCCUGGAGAAGGGCGGCAAGGGGACGCCUCCUCUCUUGGCAGACACCGUCAUCGUGAGGUAUACCGGGUGGAAGGCUGAAGACGGAUCACUGAUUGAUAGUUCCUACCUUCGGCAGGAGACGACCAAGGUGAAGAUGACGAGUGUCAUCCCAGGCUGGAAGGAGGGCCUCAUGAUGAUGUCGCCCGGGGAGAAGCGAAGGUUCUGGAUUCCCGCCUCUUUGGGCUUUGUCGUGGACGACGACAUGGAUCCCGAAGAGGCACCGGGGCCGCCCGGCGACUUGAUCUACGACGUGGAGUUCGUUGGGGUGACAGAGCCUGAGGCUGAUCCCAUCUUCGUUUACGUGGCGGGCGCAGGCGUUGUUCUCUUUGCGUUGACGGCGCUCUUCACGGCGGUGAACGAGGAACCUGAGAGGCCCGAGUAUGACACCCAGGCACCCUUCUCCAUUUUUGAACGGCCAGACAAGUGA
This is a messenger RNA of Durusdinium trenchii, 2262 nucleotides long. NCBI's taxonomy places the organism in Eukaryota, Dinophyceae, Suessiales, Symbiodiniaceae. The record is from the annotation of a GenBank genome assembly.